Molecule: messenger RNA, 4788 nt
Organism: Pseudoliparis swirei
Lineage: Eukaryota; Metazoa; Chordata; Actinopteri; Perciformes; Liparidae
Gene: ppp2r2aa
Product: protein phosphatase 2, regulatory subunit B, alpha a
Exons: 10
Coding region: 244-1587 (447 amino acids)
Biological process (GO): peptidyl-serine dephosphorylation
Cellular component (GO): cytosol; protein phosphatase type 2A complex
Molecular function (GO): protein binding; protein phosphatase regulator activity
Source: RefSeq, a predicted model, not a curated record
GGAAAUCUCAAAGUGGAGUGCAAAGUCUAACAUUCAGGGUUCCGCAUUAUAGUUCACUUUUUUGCUUUAAAAGCAGUUUCGUGCUGUCUACAGCAACUGGGACGACGACGUGUGCGGUCCUUGCUGAGUUAAUACGAGCAGCAGUACUGGUCUGCUCCUCGGCCAGAACCGACCCGGGUCAGCACUGCUCCAGUCCAGGGCCCGAGCCCGCUACACAGAGACCCUCUGUCUGAGUCGCUCACCAUGGCAGGAGCCGGUGGUGGGACCAGUGAUGUGCAGUGGUGCUUUUCCCAAGUCAAAGGAGCGAUUGACGAUGAUGUCGCAGAAGCUGACAUCAUAUCUACUGUUGAAUUCAACCACUCUGGGGAGCUGCUAGCCACCGGAGAUAAAGGGGGCCGUGUUGUCAUCUUCCAGCAGGAGCCAGAGAGUAAGAAUCAGCCACAGUGCAGAGGAGAGUACAAUGUUUACAGCACCUUCCAGAGCCAUGAACCUGAAUUUGACUACCUAAAAAGCCUUGAGAUUGAGGAGAAGAUCAACAAGAUUCGUUGGUUGCCUCAGAACGCAGCACAGUUUCUUUUGUCUACAAAUGACAAAACCAUAAAGCUGUGGAAAAUUAGUGAGCGUGACAAGAGACCAGAGGGCUACAAUUUGAAGGAAGAAGAUGGGCGUUACAGGGAUCUCAAUACUGUCACAACACUACGGGUACCAAUAUUCAAGCCCAUGGACUUGAUGGUGGAAGCCAGCCCCAGGCGGGUGUUUGCGAACGCACACACCUACCACAUCAACUCCAUCUCAGUCAACAGUGAUUGUGAGACCUACCUGUCUGCAGAUGACCUGCGCAUCAACCUAUGGAAUCUGGACAUCACCGAUCGCAGCUUUAAUAUUGUUGACAUUAAGCCAGCCAAUAUGGAGGAGUUGACCGAGGUGAUAACAGCAGCGGAGUUCCACCCCAACCAAUGUAACACUUUUGUCUACAGCAGCAGCAAGGGCACCAUCCGCUUGUGUGACAUGAGGGCAUCAGCACUGUGUGACAAGCACGCCAAACAGUUUGAAGAGCCAGAGGAUCCAAACAAUCGUUCGUUCUUCUCUGAAAUCAUCUCAUCCAUCUCUGAUGUGAAGUUCAGCCACAGUGGACGCUACAUGAUGACCCGAGACUACCUGUCCGUCAAAAUCUGGGAUCUCAAUAUGGAGUCCCGGCCAGUAGAGACAUAUCAGGUGCAUGAAUAUCUCAGGAGUAAACUGUGUUCCCUCUAUGAGAAUGACUGCAUCUUCGACAAGUUUGAGUGCUGUUGGAAUGGGAACGACAGCGUUGUGAUGACCGGUUCCUACAACAACUUCUUCAGGAUGUUUGAUCGAGUCUAUCGGCAGGAUGUAACCCUAGAGGCGUCGCGGGAGAACAGCAAGCCCAGAUCUGUCCUGAAACCUCGCAAAGUAAGCACAGGUGGGAAGCGCAAAAAGGACGAGAUCAGUGUAGACAGUCUGGACUUUAACAAGAAGAUCCUCCACACCGCCUGGCAUCCUCUGGACAACAUCAUUGCUGUGGCCACGACCAACAAUCUGUACAUAUUCCAGGAAAAACUGAACUAGCGUUUGUUGAACCGCUCAGAUCUGUUCCGGCUUGAUCCCCACUGAUCUGAUACACGUACACCGACGAUAUCCGUUUGUCUUUGCCUAAAUCCCCAAAUCUUGAUAUGAUCUGCCCUAGGUGAAUUUAGUAUUGAAUGUGACUUACACUGUCAACAACAAACCGUGCCAACACAGGGACUUGUUGCAUGUGUAUGACCAAUAUAAACAUGCAGGGUUUGUAGAGUCCAGAAUUUGGGAUUUAGUGUCAUGGGUUUUCUCCAGCAGGAGCACUCGGUUCACUGAGCUACCAUUUGCAACUCCCAUACAUCCCAAACCAAAGGGAAGUGUGUUUAAUACACAUGUUUGGCUAGAUUGUUUCAUUAUUCUGUUGUGCCAUCUUGACAUGAUUCAUGUAUAUGACAUGCCUACCAGUUGUCAAGAUUCUGUGGCUACCAUGUUUUAUUAGUUUGAAUAGGAAAUUCUUUCUACUGUUUAUACGUCUUUCUGUCACCAAGUUCCUUUUCGUGCUGGCCUGAAACACCGCGAAUACAAGCUGUCAACACUCCAGAUUUGCCCCAAGUAUUUGUCAAGUUGCCAAGCUCGCGCUCCACUUCUUUUCUAAUGUACAGUAUGGUUAUGCUGUUCUGGUAUUUUAUCGGGUUUUAGCUCAUUCUCUGCAAAAAGAUUAACUUGCAUUACUUCUAACCUUUGUCCACAACGUACCAAUGUUUAUUAGAUGGUUUCUAUUAAUUUCUUUACAGGUAGAAAGUCAACUAACUUGGCUAUUUCAUCACUGUCAACCUUUGAUUUAUUCAAAGUAAUUUUUCAUUGAUAAUGCAGGAAAAGUCGAGCGUACCUCAACAUCUGACACGAAAGUCAAGUUACCUAAAAUGAGCAAGAAACAACGGUAUUAUCAUUUAUCAUUAACAAAGAACUUCCAUGUUUUAAAAUGUUCGUCUUCUGGAAUAGUUUCUGACUCAUCGUGCAUUGAAAUGAUGACAAUGGUCAGUAGUAUUGUCUUCAUAAUUUCUAGUUAAUGGCCAAACACAUUUAUAUAUAGAAUCAAAACACCAAUGUAGUCCUUUUUACAUGGUCACAAGAGCGGCGUCGGGUAUUGUGGUUUUUGGUGUUGAAUGAGAGCGAAUCAAGUAAAGUUUUAUUCAUUUAAAGCUAUCUUGCAGACAAGGGUUUUUUAUGAUGUUUUGUAAUGUACCUGAUGAUACAAAAAAAGAAUAAUCACUAUAGCUGAUUUAUUUUUGUAUAAAUGAAGGCAAUAGGAUUACAGUCUGAUCACUGUAGUUUCUUUAGCUGUCUCAGACUGAUUGUAGAUGGAAGGUUUCCUGAUGCGGUUACCUUUGUGUCAUGACUGGGACGGUUUGUUCACUCAAGCGGGUAUUUCUUUAAAAGCUAGAGACUUUAGUGACAUCAAGGAGUGUGAUGUUUCUCACCUGGGAUGUCCAAAGAAAAGUAACUUGUUAGGCGUCAGUACCUCUGUAGUCAUAAGCACUACAACAGUUUUAUUUUUUAUUUGUCUGACUGUAAAUUAUGUUUAUGCAGAAUUUAUUUGGAUGCUUCGGAGUUAGAUUCUGAGUUCAUUUUGAUCUAACGCCAUGGUUUUUCAUCAUUCAUGUUUUUGCUCACUGUGAAACAAUAUACCUUUAUGGGAAAGACAGAUUUUAAAUCAACAUGUAAUGUCACAACUGUUUAGAGCUAGUUUUUCCCUAAAGCUUGUCAAUUCAGUGGACAAUGCCGAGUUACAGAUUUUGAAUUAUUGUAUGAAAUGUCUACUUUCCUGUGAUGCAGGGGGAUAUAGGCGUGUUCAUUUAAAAAGGAGAAUUUGGUAAGCAUUUGGUUUGCAGUUUGUUUAAUGGUUACAUUGAACAUGGGGGAGGGGGGGGAAUACUUUAAAUAAUUAAUUCUGCGGUUUCUCUGCUGCUUUUGGCUUCAUUCACACGCUGACGACUUUCCCUCCUUAAGCCAACAGGUUGAUUAUAGCACAGCUUUCCACUCUAUUGAAAUUAUGUUUUGAUGACAGAUUAAUCCAUUGAAUCAGGAAGCGCAUUUGUCCACUGGACCGUUAUGUAAGUUAAUGUGUCACUCUUACCAUUAAAUAACGUAUUUCCUAUCACUAGGAUGACACCAUAAUAACCACCCAUCUUAACGAUGCCGUACUCUCUGGGCUCUAGGUAAUGUCCUCUCAGUAAUAAGAUUUAUUUUAUUUUUUUCAAAAAACUAGUGCGGUGCAAGCUUGUGAGGGUCAUUCAAUUAAUAUUCCUCAUGUCAAAUAUGUUUAUCUUUAAUCAUUUUCCUAUUUCAACAAGAAGCUGUCCAUUCAAACCAUGAGAUCAGUGAUCUCAGGCAUUCAUUAAAAGGAAUAAUUUACACUGUUAAAUAACUAUUGUUUUUACAACCUGUUAAAAGAUACAAAAAUCUGUAUAUAUAAAUGAUACAAAACUAGAAUUGGCAUGUUGUUUACAAAGAUUUUGAGGUAACACACUUUUUAUUGCAGAGGUCUUCAGACCGUGUGAGAGUCAGAGAGAUAUUGCAAAACAGUCACUGGCAUUCAUGAGAAAUACCGACCCACUAAUCUUCACUUUCCCCUCAUGUUGUCUUCAUAGCUAUUGUUUGAGGCUAUGGUGUAAUUCACAAAGACGUUCAGAAGAACCCUAAUGCCUUUCUUAUAGCGUAAAGAAGACCGAAGAUGAGUAUUUUUCUUGGACUUUCUGGCGUGCCAGACAGGAGACCGCUCAGGGGAAUUUACCACUGCUCUGUGAUCAAAACCUCUUACCUUUUUAAAAAGCAGCUUUUCAGGACUUUAUUAAAAACAGCCUUAUUUACAAGUAGAUCAUACACUUUUUGAAAUUCAAGUUGCUAUAUAGUUUUUUUUUUGGAAUGUCAGAAAAACUUGCUCUCCACCCAAGGGAUCAUGAAAGUGCAAGGAAACAGCCUAAAUUGGAGUUAUGAGGUUUUUCCACUUGAAGCAGCAUUAUAUACAUGUCUAAUGUGACACAGGGUUUAAAACAAAAUGCACUUUUUUAUUUUGAUUAAGUUCAUUAAUUUGUAUGUUUUUGAUCAUUUCUUUCAAGGGAGACUUGAAUUAAGAUUGUGGGAGAGUUUGGGGGGUUAAAAACAAAAAAUGGUUCAUUGUUCAGCUAUGUUGGUCUUUGUCAAAUUGAAUAAAGAACAAUUUAGAUGAAAAGUAAUAAAGAAUUUCAAACCUUA